Messenger RNA from Neohortaea acidophila, 954 nucleotides. RefSeq lists its product as uncharacterized. NCBI's taxonomy places the organism in Eukaryota, Fungi, Ascomycota, Dothideomycetes, Mycosphaerellales, Teratosphaeriaceae. The transcript has a single exon. The coding region runs from base 1 to 954 and encodes 317 amino acids. The record is from RefSeq and is a predicted model, not a curated record.
AUGGCAUCCCCUUCAUUCACCCUCACCCCGAAAACCGCCAAUCCCCCGCGGAACAAAACAAUCCUCAUCACAGGCGGCGGCUCCGGAAUCGGCCUCGCAACAGCCCACUACCUGCACGAAAGGGAAUACAACAACAACGUCGUCGCCGUGGACCUCGCCACAAACCCGCCAGGUGUAGAAGAACUCAAACUCUCCCCUCGCUUUCUGUAUCUCCAAUGCGACGUCACCAGCUGGGCCUCGCAGCGCUCCGCCUUCCAACGCGCAGCAGACUUUUUCGGCCGCAUUGACUGCGUCUUCGUCAAUGCCGGCCUGGCGGAGAUGGGCGAGCAGAUCUUCACGGAUGCUACUGAUCGUCAGGGGCAAUUGCAGGAACCGGAUAGGCGCACGAUCGACGUUGACAUUCGCGCCGUGGGCGACAGUUUGAAACUCGCGGUCUACCAUCUGCGCAACGACAUGGACGCGAAGACGUCGCAGCGACGAGGCUCAGGACGAGGGCAGGGAGGCAGUAUUGUGAUGACGGCUUCUUUGGCGGGGUAUCUGGCGUCGGCGGGCGCGCCGCUUUACUCGGCUGCGAAGCACGGCGUCGUGGGCUACUUGCGAGCUUUGAAGUCCGAUUGUCUCAAAGUCGGGAUUGGCAUUUCCGUUGUUGCGCCUGGGAUUACAUUGACGCCUAUCAUCCUCGGGCGGAAAGAAGGGCAGACGCUGGAGGAUUGGGGUCAGGAUAUGUCGGGGCGGGGAGUUCCUAUCAACAAUGCGGAGACGGUGGCUUUGGUCGUGGCCAACCUGAUGGGACAGGGGACGAAAGCCAAUGGCUCGGGGAUGCUUGUGCAAGCGAAUCGCGUGCAGGAGCUAGAAGGAGGAAUUGCCAAGUCGAGGGCGCAGUGGAUGGGAAAGGAGCACUUGGAGUUGUUUCGAGGUGGCCGUGAUGCACCCUUAUUUCCGAAUAAGCUGUGA